UGCGGCCCUGCAACACUCACGAUCGCCCUUGCCCCUCAUCUCAUCACUCUCCGUUGCUCCUGCCCUGCCGACCCCAGCGCCGGCCAUCUCUGGAUCUGCAUAUCGCAAUGUCGGAUAACAAACAGACGCUCUUGAGCCUGCUCAAGCUCGAGGGCAACAAGACCUGCAUCGAUUGCGGGGCCUUCUAUCCCCAGUGGGCCUCCGUCACCCACGGCAUCUUCUUUUGCUUGGACUGUUCGGGCGUCCACCGCUCGCUCGGCACACACAUUUCGUUUGUCCGCUCCGUCUCGAUGGACAAAUGGUCGGACGAGCAGGUCAAGCGAAUGCAGCUUGGUGGAAACAAGAAAGCCCUAGACUUUUUCAAAUCUCAUCCAGACUGGCACGAGGACAUGACGAUUCAGGAAAAAUAUCAAAGUGAAUUUGCCCGAGCUUACAAAGAAAAGCUGACCGCCGAUGUAGAAGGAAGAGCAUUCAAAAUGCCUCCGCGAUCGAGCACGCCCAGCUCAACCACGGCAAGAUCGACCACUCCCCGCUCAAAUGCGACCUUAUUUUCUGACACCCGAGGCAACUCGUCCCCCCAAGCCACGACCUUUAACCAGAGCAGCUUUGGUAAUGAUCCAAAUGACAGAAAGGCAAAGGUCGAUGAGGACUACUUCAAGAGACUCGGAAAUACAAACGAAUCGCGAUCUGCAAACCUGCCCCCAAGUCAGGGCGGCCGAUAUGUUGGAUUCGGAAACUCUAGCUAUGCCCCCACUCCUUCUCGUAACAAUGCCGAUAUACUGGCCGAUCCUAUGUCCACGCUUUCAAUGGGGUGGUCCUUUUUCAGCUCCACCGCUCAGACAGCUGUUGGUGCGCUUGGCGUUGCCGCCGCUGAGGGUACAAAAAUGGCCCUUUCGAGCGCCGAGACUCUCGGCCAAACUCUGACUGAAAAGGUGAUUCGCCCAACCACUGAUGCAAUCCGAGACCCUACUUUCAGCGAAAACAUUUCCGCCUAUGCAUCCACUCUCCAGCGCCAGGUUACGGAGGGCGGAAGCAAAGGUGUGUCAUUCAUUUCCGGGUUUGUCCAAUCCAAGGCCACGGGCCCCGGCGACAGCAAGUACACCGGGUUUGGAUCCGAAAGCAAGUUUGCCUCAUAUGGAUCCACACCUAGCACCCAUAACCCCACGGAUGAUCAUGGCGACGACUUUGACGACUUCUGGAGCCGAGGAGACCAGUAUGAUCGGAACAAUGGCUCUCAUUUUGACCAGCAGCCUCAUCAGGGAGACGAGGAUACAUCCCUCAGUCAACAUUACUCGCAGCCUCAUCAAAACGACCAAUACGAAGAAUCGGUCGUUGAUGAUGUCUACCAGAGCGAAAUCCAACCUCAAGUUGUCUCGAAAAAGGCCGCCACCACCGCCGCCAGGUCACGGAGCUCUCAGGCGGCCAGCAAAAAAUCGGACUGGGAGGAUGACUGGGACAAUUGGAAUUGAUUCCGUGCGCAACAUGGUUGAUCGGCCGGGAUGAUGCACGGGCCCGCGGUGGGACGCUGAUGGGUAGCCGAGGCGACUGAUGGAAAUACGAUCCCCCCUCAAAACUGCCCUUUCUUUACCCAUCAUACACAUGCUCUUCAGACAGCUGAUCGACUUGAGGCCCGUCGUCCUUGCUAAUAACCAGGAUUGGACUGGUCCUCUUGUCCAUUUGGCCACUCGCCGGGACAUUCCAAGUCGGGUCCCUGACAGACCCCAGCAGGACUGCAUCGGCAGAUAC
Molecule: messenger RNA, 1746 nt
Organism: Polychytrium aggregatum
Lineage: Eukaryota; Fungi; Chytridiomycota; Chytridiomycetes; Polychytriales
Exons: 8
Coding region: 108-1469 (453 amino acids)
Biological process (GO): regulation of ARF protein signal transduction; regulation of endocytosis
Cellular component (GO): Golgi membrane
Molecular function (GO): GTPase activator activity
Source: RefSeq, a predicted model, not a curated record